AUGGAGACUGAAGUUCAAUCGAAUUUCACCUAUUUGAGAAGAACCUUCACCGAUCUCAAUAUUAACGCAAGUUCCUCAACUUUCAGUGAUUGCAAUAGUGAUAGAUCCGGCGAGUUUCCAAUCGCUUCUUCACAAAGCCGGCGGCUAUUUUUGUCUUGCGCUUCUGAAAACUCUGAUGAAUUAAUCGAGCAACUUGUUUCCGAUGUCGAGUCAAGUUUAAUUGACGAGCAAAAUCAAGUGGCAACGGAGAUUAUACUCCUCGCUAAAAACAAACUGGAAAAUCGUAUCAAAAUAGCUCGACCUGGAGCAAUCAAACCGUUGAUUUCGCUUAUCGCGUCCUCCGAUCCUCAGCUUCAGGAAAACGGCGUUACGGCAAUUCUCAACCUGUCACUUUGUGACGAGAAUAAGGAACUUAUCGCUGCAUCUGGAGCAAUCAAAUCACUAGUUCGAGCGCUUAAAAUCGGGAACUCUACAGCUAGAGAGAACGCGGCUACGCAAUUGAAACACUUUUGA
This is a messenger RNA of Nicotiana attenuata, 513 nucleotides long. Its product is annotated as protein spotted leaf 11-like. The record is from RefSeq and is a predicted model, not a curated record. Gene Ontology annotation, molecular function: protein binding. The transcript has a single exon. NCBI's taxonomy places the organism in Eukaryota, Viridiplantae, Streptophyta, Magnoliopsida, Solanales, Solanaceae. The coding region runs from base 1 to 513 and encodes 170 amino acids. Gene Ontology annotation, cellular component: nucleus; cytoplasm.